Molecule: messenger RNA, 2715 nt
Organism: Anguilla anguilla (European eel)
Lineage: Eukaryota; Metazoa; Chordata; Actinopteri; Anguilliformes; Anguillidae
Product: lymphoid enhancer-binding factor 1-like
Exons: 12
Coding region: 924-2105 (393 amino acids)
Biological process (GO): canonical Wnt signaling pathway; regulation of transcription by RNA polymerase II
Cellular component (GO): beta-catenin-TCF complex
Molecular function (GO): DNA-binding transcription factor activity, RNA polymerase II-specific; RNA polymerase II cis-regulatory region sequence-specific DNA binding
Source: RefSeq, a predicted model, not a curated record
CUCAAGAGUGUCAAUCAGUGCGGUGUCAAUCAGACCGGCGGCUUUCCUUUCAUCUCUCCCCCCACAGUCAUAGCAAGAUAUAGGGGAGGGGGGAGGAGAGUUACAUUACUAACACACACACACAUACACAGACGCGACAUUACUUACGGAGCCAGGCUCCAGUUUGGAACUCUGUCUACAACGCGCAGAUACCGCCUCGUUAAGAUUUAUUUUUUAAUUUGUUGGACUUUCUUUUCCGUUUUAAAAGAGAGUGGUGUUCAAUACUUUGCCUGUUUAUCAAGGAUGUGCUAUACAUGCAGCUGCAGAAAUAUAGACACGCCGCGUCUGAUGUAAAACGGACAAGCAGCGACUUUAAGCAUUACUUAGGAUAGUUUUUUACUUGGGUUCACAACAAUCUGGGCACAUUCGUACGUUACUCACAUUUUUCUGAGAUUUCACCAAGAUUUUUGCGUCUGGAGUUCCGGAGACGGAGAUAUUUUUAGCACCACUUGUUUUUAUGGUUUAUUUAUUUUCAGGUGCGGGGCUAGCCUACGGAAAAUUUGGCGUGUCCCGACGUAACUGCACUUGAGGAGUUGUUAAAAGAUGUUUCUAUUUUGAAGUCCGAAUGAAAACUGGAGUUUCCGCUCGAGGAACAUAAACAUUCAGCUGAUAGCUGCAUCUAGCCAACUGCAUUUAUUUGUUUGUCAGCAUCGUUUUAAGAAGAAAUUACUUUAAAAACGAAGUUAAAAACAUUCGACUCCGCCGUUGCUGUUGCGAAAAUACGAGCACUUGCAGUGGGACAUUGGCGCAGAGCUUGAAUUGUGCUAAGAUUAGCCACCUUCUGCAGGACGUUUACGGUUGCCUCUGGGAACUUGAUAAUUUGCCAUUUUUGACACUGGAAAAGCUGCCUUUUAACAAGGCAUUUUGCAAUUACCUGGACCAAAAUGCCUCAGUUAGCCGGAGGAGGCGGUGGGGACCCGGAACUAUGCGCCACCGACGAAAUGAUCCCGUUCAAAGACGAGGGCAAUCCGGAGGAAGAACAAAUAUUCGCUGAAAUAAAUCACCCGGAGGAGGAAGGGGAUUUAGCAGAUAUAAAGUCGUCUCUAGUAAACGAGUCGGAGAUAAAUCCAAACAGCGGCAGCCAUGACGCAGCUAGACAGUCCCAAAUAUCCCAGGAUUCAUACCACGAAAAGCACAGGGAUCACAUCGAUGAGGGGAAGCACCACGACGGAUACGGCAAGGGCCAUCCCUACCCGGGGUAUCCCAGCUACAUCAUGAUGUCCAGCAUGAACAGCGACUCGUACCUGAGUAACGGGUCUCUCUCUCCCCCCAUGCCCCGCACGUCCAACAAGGUGCCUGUGGUUCAGCCAUCCCAUGCAGUACACCCGCUCACCCCCCUAAUCACGUACAGCGAUGAACACUUCGCACCCGGACCCCACCCUGGACACCACACCCAGGACCUCAACGGCAAGCAAGGCAUGCAGAGACACCAUCCCGGCCCUGAUAUUCCCAAUUUCUACUCCCUCUCUCCUGGAGGAGUCGGACAGGUGACCCCGCCCUUGGGAUGGCAGGGUCAGCCUAUGUACCCCACCUCGGGUGGAUUUAGGGACCCCUUCUCUACCCCUCACCCAGGCGACAGCCACAUAUCCAGGUUUUCGCCCCACAUGGUGCCGGGACCCCCCGGACCCCACGCCACAGGAAUCCCCCACCCCGCCAUCGUCAACCCCCAGGUCAAACACGAGCCCCACCACGACAGUGACCUCAUGCACAUGAAACCUCACCACGAGCAGAGGAAGGAGCAGGAGCCCAAGAGGCCUCACAUCAAGAAGCCGCUCAACGCCUUCAUGCUCUACAUGAAGGAGAUGCGGGCCAACGUGGUGGCGGAGUGCACGCUGAAGGAGAGCGCCGCCAUCAACCAGAUCCUGGGGCGGAGGUGGCACGCGCUCUCUCGCGAGGAGCAGGCUAAGUAUUAUGAAUUAGCCCGCAAGGAACGGCAGCUCCACAUGCAGCUAUACCCGGGCUGGUCCGCCAGGGACAAUUAUGGAAAGAAGAAGAAGCGGAAGAGGGAGAAGAUCCAGGAACCUGCCCCAGGUACAGGCCAGAGAAUGAAAACUGCAUACAUCUGACCAAUGGAGGGAAACAAAACUCUUUCUCCACAUGCAAAGUGAAGGCAGCAGCCAUGGGCCCCCUUUUAAAGAUGGAAGCCUGCUAGAACCUACAGCCAACCCCCCAAAACCCUACAGCCAACACCCCAAAACCCCGCUCUCGUCCAGCACCCCUACUCCCCGAGGGAUGCCCGUUUUUCUCACACCUGCAGCCACAGAGACAAAGAGGGUGGAUUGUAAAGACAAUCACACGGGACUUCACAUGAACACUAUGCUCACAAACAACACAAGAAAUGAGUCUUUGGUUCCCGACACGUCACCUUGCCACCGUUCUGCGAGAGCACAGCCCCAGUCUGUCAGACCGGCACCUUUUCCCCGCACCUGUUCCUGAGUUAUUUCUGAAACCUCUCUUCUUUUGUUCUGAACACAGUUCCCCUCUGCCUUUUUAAAAAAAAACCACAUCUAGGAAAUGUUAGCAAAUCAUAUUCCUGACACACAGAACACCUGAGGGAUCACCGUUGUCAAGGAAAUGUCUGCUUAAAAAGUCUGUUUCAAAUGGCGAUGCAGUGUGAGAAUGCUCAAUGUUUAUCAGCUUUUAUUUUGAAUGCUUUUAUAUUUUAAUCUGUUCCCC